UGGGUGGGGUGUGGACUCGAGGAAAAGAGGGAGGGAAGUGGGUGGAGGUGUGGUUGUGAGUGUUUGUGUGUUCCUUGGCGGCGAGGGCUGAGUCUGACAUUUGGAACGUAGAGAGCAGAAGGAAUUGGGCUUCAACAGAAAAGCUACCAUCAAAAAUCAUCAUGUUGGUUCUUCUAGCCGGAAUCUUCCUCCUUCACCUCACCGGCAUCAUCCUCCUCCUAGUGGCAACUAUCGACAAUGCCUGGUGGAUGACAAAAAUCGUGUCCACUGAUGUGUGGGCCAGGUGGAUACUGACCAAUGGAACCUGGAGCUCCAACGAUCUCCCCGGCCAGUACCCUCAAGAAUACCUCCAGGCAGUGCAGGCUAGCUCCAUUCUGGCCUGCAUAUUCUCUUCCCUUGGCCUGUUUGUGUUUGUGGGACAGCUCUUCACUCUGUCAAAGGGACAGAGAUUCACCUUCUCUGGCAUCUUCCAGCUCCUAGCCUGCCUGUGCAUCAUGAUCGCUGCCUCCAUCUACACAGACAUCUUUCACAAGAAUGAAUCGGAUGGUUGGUAUGGCCACUCCUUCAUUCUGGCCUGGAUCUCCUUUGCGUUCACCUUCAUCUCCAGUAUAAUCUACUUUGUCCUGCGAAAGAAGACCGCAAACUAGAAGCAGAAGACUAGCCCAAACCCAAGGGACAGGCUCAAUAUCUUACGAUCUGAUUGUUUUUUGUACAAUUAGGUAUGGAUAUGAGUGUGGGAUACAAAAGAGGAGAGUUAUCCACAGAUUUUCUGGCUUGAAUUUUGAUUCAUGUAUCUCUUUUGGUUCCCUGAAGUGUGUCUAAACAUAUUGUAAUAACUUACCUGUCCUGCCCACAGUUAUAACUUACCUGUCCUGCCCACAGUUAUAACUUACCUGUCCUGCCCACAGUUAUAACUUACCUGUCCUGCCCACAGUUAUAACUUACCUGUCCUACCCACAGUUAUAACCUACCUGUCCUGCCAACAUAGUAAUAACCUACCUGUCCUGCCCACAUAGUAAUAACUUACCUGUCCUGCCAACAUAGUAAUAACCUACCUGUCCUGCCCACAUAGUAAUAACCUACCUGUCCUGCCCACAUAGUUAUAACCUACCUGUCCUGCCAACAUAGUAAUAACCUACCUGUCCUGCCCACAUAGUAAUAACCUACCUGUCCUGCCCACAUAGUAAUAACCUACCUGUCCUGCCCACAUAGUAAUAACCUACCUGUCCUGCCCACAUAUUACCAAGUCCAUGUUUAGUUUUCAUGGGCUCUUAAUAUAAAGUGGGACAACAUUUUCAAAGUUGAUGAAACUUUUACAGCCCUCAUAUAUUCGUUGGAGAAGGUAGAAGGGAGUCAGAGAGUAGACUGACAGUAUCUCAUUAUUUCAGAAUCAUAGUCCUGAACUAUUCUUGCUUACAUUUGAUUUAUUUCUCAAUUAGGCUCAUAAUAAAACAAGGCCAAAACUCUCAAAACCAGAAGAAUGAAUUGACUAGUGCCGCAAACAGAAUCCAAUUUGAGAAACUGUCAACGAUCAUUACCCCGUUUGACUUACAGCCCUACUGUAGUGUGCUGAAUAAGACAAAAAUAUGAUGUAUUUGCCAAUGUCCAUACAUUGAAUGGAACAUUAGUACUAACCUCACUGCUAACUGGACCCCUCCCCUUUUUAGUUAUGUCAUUAUUUUUGCCAAUUAUUUUAUGCUUUGUACCAUUAGUCUUAUUGUGUAGGUUAACUUCCGUUUGUCUGAAUCAACCUAUCCCCCAGACACACCCAUGGACUGACAGACAGACAGACGGAUAGAUCUUGAGUGCCUUGAAAUCUGACAGAGCAUAUUUGCUCGCUGCACAUUGAGAUAUAUGUGUAAAUAUGAACAUGUUUGGUUCCACAUUGUGCUUUGUAUGUCUAAUGCAAUUUUAUUUUUGUUACUAUUAUCAGUUUGAUAAUAAUUUGUAUUAAAACCUGAUUUAAAUCUAA
Messenger RNA from Oncorhynchus mykiss (rainbow trout), 1972 nucleotides. RefSeq names its product epithelial membrane protein 2. The record is from RefSeq and is a predicted model, not a curated record. Lineage: Eukaryota; Metazoa; Chordata; Actinopteri; Salmoniformes; Salmonidae. Gene Ontology annotation, cellular component: plasma membrane.